CUUCUAAACGUUUAUUUAGAAAGGGUAAUAGUGUAGAUACUGAAAACAAAUAUCUCACCUCGACGAAACGUUUUCUAAACAUGGCAAAGCAUCACCCUGAUCUGAUUUUCUGCAGAAAACAGCCUGGCGUAGCUAUUGGUAGAGUUUGUGAAAAAUGUGAUGGUAAAUGUGUGAUAUGUGAUUCCUACGUCAGACCCUGUACGUUGGUGCGGAUCUGUGAUGAGUGUAAUUAUGGUUCUUACCAAGGUCGUUGUGUCAUCUGUGGAGGUCCUGGAGUCUCAGAUGCUUACUACUGCAAAGAAUGCACCAUCAUGGAAAAGGAUAGAGAUGGAUGUCCCAAGAUUGUAAACUUAGGAAGUGCAAAGACUGAUUUGUUUUAUGAGAGAAAGAAAUAUGGAUUUAAGAAGAGAUGAGAGCUCUGGAUGAAUUAAAAACUAUGAACACCUUACAAAUUUUCUCAUCAACAACAUAGAUUUCAUCAUCAGAAAACAGACUUUGUGAUUGUAUUAACAAGCAAUCAAUGUCUAUCAGUUUGAAGGAAAAAAUAGCUGCAAGCAAUGGUUCUUAGUUUAUUAUGCAGUAUACUUCCAAUAAAUACAUAUUCUUAUUGUCAUUUUACAUAAUCAAUAUGUUUUUUAAUUUUUCGAAAUACAUGUAUAUGUCAUUUAAAAAUGGAGUUGUACUUUUAUAUCAAUUUUGAAAAGAGGUUAGUGUUUGUUUUAUUUCGCAAAUUAUUAGAAAUAGUUGAAUUCUAUCAGAUCCUAAUAAAUGCAAUUUUUAUAUUACAGUACAUGAACACCUUAGUACACUUAGGUAACUGACUGCAAAUCUGUUUUUGUCUGUUGUUGUGUAUUAACAUUUGAAUAUUUUCAACUUCUGAAAUUGUACUGGGUUAAUUUUUACCAAACUAUGCAUGCAAUAUUCCCCUGGCCUUCUGAGGGCUGCGGGGCAGAACCAAAACUCAAAAAAUGAUGAAAUAAUA
Messenger RNA from Ostrea edulis (European flat oyster), 982 nucleotides. RefSeq names its product PHD finger-like domain-containing protein 5A. Bases 81 to 413 code for a protein of 110 amino acids. Gene Ontology annotation, cellular component: precatalytic spliceosome; U2 snRNP; catalytic step 2 spliceosome. The transcript has 4 exons. Lineage: Eukaryota; Metazoa; Mollusca; Bivalvia; Ostreida; Ostreidae. The record is from RefSeq and is a predicted model, not a curated record. Gene Ontology annotation, biological process: mRNA splicing, via spliceosome.